Schistosoma mattheei is the source of this 420-nucleotide messenger RNA. The record is from the annotation of a GenBank genome assembly. Lineage: Eukaryota; Metazoa; Platyhelminthes; Trematoda; Strigeidida; Schistosomatidae.
AUGACAACACUUAAACUUGAAAAAGAUAGAAUACCAACGUUAAAUCCAUUGUGUGAAAUAUACUGGGGGUCAUCAGGUGUUAACCAAGGAAUACUAAAGCAACCACAUUUUGAACUAAUGUUUAAACAAAUAUUACUCAUGGAAUUAAGUAAUUCACUAUCUAUCAAAAGAAAACAAUCUAAGAAUAAGAAAUCAUUUACUUUGCCAAUAAUUGAUAUCCCAACACGAAAUGUAUCUUAUCAGACAUCAACUUCAAAAUAUAUGGUCAAGAAGCAAGAGAAUUUCCUAGUUCAUAAUGUAAACAUGCCUCUUGAUGAUUUGUAUAAAAAUUUUAAUUAUUCACCAGAUAAACUAUCAUUAAAAGAAUUAACGAAAAUCAAAACCGAUCGUAAAAAUACUUCAAAGGCAAUAAACUUGUAA